AACGCUAAACUGCGCUGAAAGAAAAAUGGCUCAGGCUGAUAUUGACGAGGGGUUAUAUUCUCGACAGCUGUACGUGAUUGACCAUGAUUCAAUGCGUCGCAUGGGAAGGGCCGAUGUCCUCAUUGCUGGAAUGCGAGGUCUUGGCGUGGAGAUUGCCAAAAACGUGAUCCUGGCUGGAGUUCGAUCGGUCACCAUUCAGGAUGAGGGUGUGGUGGAGUGGAGAGAUCUGUCUUCUCAGUUUUACCUAAAGGAAGCUGAUCUGGGUCAGAACAGGGCCUUGUGCUCUGAGAAGCAGCUCGCUGGUCUGAACGUCUACGUUCGAGUGUCUGCCUGGGCUAACAAACUCGAUGAGGACUUCCUCAGCAAGUUCCAGGUGGUGGUGCUCACAAAUUCACCUUUAGAGGAGCAGCUACGUGUGGGAGCAUUUUGUCAUUCGAACAAUAUAAAGUUUAUUGUGGCUGACACCAGAGGGCUUUGUGGGCAGCUGUUCUGUGACUUUGGCGAAUCAUUUGAGGUCAGAGACACAAAUGGAGAGACUCCAGUAUCAGCCAUGAUUGCUCGUAUCAGCAAGGACAAUCCAGGCAUAGUGACAUGCACAGAUGAGGAAAGCUACCGAUGUGAGUUCACCGAUGGCAUGUUUGUGAAUUUCUCUGAGAUUCAAGGCAUGACUGAACUCAAUAGUUAUGGCCCCAUUGAGAUCAAAGUGAGAGACAACUACUCCUUCAGUAUUUGUGACACUUCAAACUUUUCUGAGUAUGUGAAGGGUGGAGUGGCAACUGAAGUGAAACAGCCUGAAAUCCUCAGCUUUAAUCCUCUGAAUGUGGCUCUGGAUGAAGCAAUCAGAGAUCCUGAGCUUGUGAAGAUGACGGACGAUGGCAAGAGACAAAGACACCAGUCUCUGCACCUGGCCUUCCAGGCCCUGCAUAGAUUCACUCAGAAAUACAGCCAGAUACCCCAUACUAGAUCCCAGGCUGAUGCUGAAGUGCUGGUUACUAUCACUAAAGAGCUUUGCAGAGAUGCAGAGUUUGAUCAGCUUGAUGAAGACACUGUAAGGCAAUUAUCUCUGGUUGCCAGCGGUGACCUGGCGCCUGUCAAUGCCUUCAUUGGCGGUCUGGCUGCUCAGGAGGUGGUGAAGGCGUGCAGUGGUAAAUUCACUCCUCUCAGACAGUGGCUGUACUUCGAUGCCCUGGAAUGCCUACCUCAGGAGGACGAUGGAGUCCUUUCUGAAAACGCCUGUGCUCCUAGAGACAGCCGAUAUGAUGGGCAGAUUGCUGUGUUUGGAUCUGCUUUUCAAGACAAACUGAAUAAACAGAACUAUUUUCUGGUUGGAGCUGGAGCAAUUGGUUGUGAGCUGCUGAAGAACUUCGCUCUGAUUGGUCUGGGUGCGGGAGAGGGCGGGAACAUUACAGUGACUGACAUGGACUCUAUUGAGCGAUCGAAUCUGAAUCGACAGUUUCUGUUCCACUCUAAGGACAUUGGGAGGCUGAAGUCUGAGGUGGCGGCAGAGUCUGUUAAAGAGAUGAACCCUCACAUGAACAUCACCGCUCACCAGAACCGUGUGUGUCCUGAGACGGAGGAGGUCUACACACAUUCAUUUUACAGCAGCCUUGAUGGUGUGGCAGCCGCGCUGGAUAAUGUGGAUGCACGAGUCUAUCUCGACCAAUGCUGUGUGCGAAACAAAAAGCCUAUGCUGGAGGGAGGAACUCUAGGUAGUAAAGGCCACACUCUGGUAGUAGUACCACAUCUGACUAAAUCAUACGGACCCUCCACAUCGGGAGGGCAGGAAGCCAUUCCUAUCUGCACACUUAAGAACUUCCCUCACCGUAUAGAGCAUACGUUACAGUGGGCCAGAGACCAGUUUGAAGGACUUUUCAAACAAACAGCAGAGAAUGUGAACAACUUUCUCAGUGACCCAACAUUUGUUGAUCGCACAUUUGCACGUGGGGAUGUGGAGGCUGUGGAAAUACUGGAGGGCGUCUAUAGGAGUCUGGGUGAGGAAUGGCCUCAGAACUGGGCUGACUGUGUCAGCUGGGCCCGCAGACAGUGGGAAACACUCUACAACAAUCAUAUUAGACAACUGCUGCACUGCUUUCCCCCUGACCAGGUAACAAGCUCUGGACUUCCGUUCUGGAUGGGCGCAAAGAGAUGUCCACAUCCUUUGACCUUUGACUCCAACAAUACCACCCAUAUGGACUUCAUUGUGGCAGCUGCCAAUUUAUACGGGCAGAUCUAUGGGAUUACAGGCUCAAGAAACCAUGCUGAUAUUCAGAGCAUUCUGCAGGGAGUAAAAGUGCCCGAGUUCACCCCUAAAUCCAGCGUAAAGAUAGCUGUGACUGACCAGGAGCUGAAGGAGGAAAAUGAAGAGAGAAAAGAAGUCAAGCUGGAGAUGUUAAAGGAGAAGCUGUCCAAACACCUGCUGAAGGACCAAAGCUUCCGGAUGCAUCCACAGGAGUUUGAGAAGGAUGAUGACAGUAAUUUCCACAUGGACUACAUAGUUGCAGCAUCCAACCUGAGGGCAGAGAACUACGAUAUACCAACAGCCGACCGCCACAAAAGCAAGUUAAUUGCUGGCCGCAUCAUUCCAGCAAUCGCCACAACAACAGCUGCGAUCGCGGGGCUGAUGUGUUUGGAGCUCUAUAAGCUUGUCCAGGGUCACCAGAAAAUCACAUCCUACCGCAACACAUAUAUAUACCUGGCCAACCAAUACUUUGUCCCGUCACAGCCUUGUGUGGCCCCGACAUUUACACAUGUGUUUUAGAACCAGCGUGUCGUGUCUGUCGGCAGGUCGCGGGGCGGCGGUACUCUCUCUGGGAUGACUUCCUGGUGCAGGGCCGGCGUGAGGGUCAAAAGGAAAUGACCUUGGA
Molecule: messenger RNA, 2864 nt
Organism: Sinocyclocheilus rhinocerous
Lineage: Eukaryota; Metazoa; Chordata; Actinopteri; Cypriniformes; Cyprinidae
Product: ubiquitin-like modifier-activating enzyme 1
Exons: 23
Coding region: 26-2758 (910 amino acids)
Biological process (GO): DNA damage response; protein ubiquitination; ubiquitin-dependent protein catabolic process
Cellular component (GO): cytoplasm; nucleus
Molecular function (GO): ubiquitin activating enzyme activity
Source: RefSeq, a predicted model, not a curated record